Molecule: messenger RNA, 1133 nt
Organism: Anolis sagrei ordinatus
Lineage: Eukaryota; Metazoa; Chordata; Lepidosauria; Squamata; Anolidae
Source: RefSeq, a predicted model, not a curated record
UGUGGACAGGCACACAGGGCUACAUGCAGAGAGGUCCAACUAGCCACAAAAUGGUCCAUGAAAAAGAGUGAUGGGCUCUCUCGAACUCAGGAUUUGAUGCCUGAUGUGGGGUGUGACUCCUGAACAGUCCCUGGUCUGGAAAGGACCACAGAAAGCCCUUGAAAUGGCCAUGGAAAGCCAGCAUCGGGUGGUGCCGUGGGUUGGCGCUUGGCUUUUGCUGCUCUGUUGCCGGUCUGCCUUGCUGCUCAGCCCCUCCGCAACGUUUUGGCCAACCCAAUUGAAUCAAUGGACGGGCACCACGGCUGAAUUCACCUGCAAUAUCUCCAACGCAGCGAUUUCAGAGGAUUCUGUGAUUUGGUACAAAUUUGAUGCCAGCAAGCAGCCGGUUAAACUGGAUCCUAGCAACAAGAACAAGUACAACAUCACUCGCCUGGGCCCACAGACGUUUCGUAUGAGGAUCCUGAACCUAGAAAGAAAUGACAGCGGGCUGUACUACUGCACACGUGUCGCUAUCCUCACGAGCCACGCCUUAACGGAAAGCAACCAUGGCAACCUCACUGUCACAGAAAUUGUGCCGACGUCUGGAUCACCAGAAGAUGAGUACAAGAGGGAUGAUGAUGAUGAUGGAAAAGAGAAAGAAAAUGCUGAUCACCAAAUCUCUUUGACUGCCAUUGGAGUAUUGGGGCUGGUCUUGGUCUUGGUGCUGGCAUCUUUAUGUUUCUUCCUUAUUAAAGUCAUCCGGAGAAGGCAAGAGAGAGGAAAACCCCAUGAUGAAAACGCUCCGUUGGAAGCAGAGCCUCCUGCUGUGGCUGUCUUCACCGUGGAUUAUGGGGUGCUGGAAUUCCAGCCUGGGAAGAAUUUUCCUCCUCCGUCUCCGAAGCCGCAACCUUUGGACCAAACGGAAUACGCCACCAUCAUCUUUCCGACGGAGAAGCCGGAACCCAUGAAAAACACCAAGAGGACUAAAAAGCAACUUCACAUGCUCACAAUGCUCCCGUCAGUGGUCGUCUCACCGAGUUGUCAUCCUAUUCCACCUGCAUUAUAAGCCAUACACGAGGCAAGGAAGGGUCCAAAUGAGGUUCUUCCGACAACGGUGCAUUGUGUGCCAUUCCAACAAGUAUGAAGGGCCAGAA